AAGGUAAUUAAUUUCUACGCUUCUCUUUCUGCAAUUACUCCUUGAGAGCCUCUUUCUUUAGAGUAUUGAGUAUUGCUGACUUGAGCGUCGGAGUGUCUUCCCCAAGGAAACAUCCUCGGGAUUUACAGGUAUGGUUUGCAAAUGGCCAAAACUGGCAAGGUGCGGAAGUCUAAUUCACAGUGUCUGAGGUCAAAUCCUUAUCCAUUAUCCUCUCGCAUCAAAAGAGCUGUUAAGGAAGGUCACAAGAAGGGGAAAUGCUCCAAAGCUCGGGAGAUGAAAGAUUGGAAAGAUGCAAUAUGCUCUGUUUGUCUGGAGUUCCCCCAUAAUGCUGUUCUUCUCCUUUGUUCCUCUUACGCCCCUAUAUGCGUGCAACUGAGGAGGCUGAUGAGGAGCUGGCAGUGCCAGAGCUUUUAUGUCCACUCUGUUAGGGGCAGUUGUAUGGAAUACAGGUCCGGGGAAUCCAUGUGGGAGGCACAAACAUUCCAGACAACAAGCGUCUGGCAGUUUCUCUUACUAGCAUUUAUGGAAUUGGCCCUGCCAAGGCUCGCCAAAUUCUGAGCGAACUCAACAUAACCAACAAGCACACUUACGAAUUAACUGGAAGAGAACUU
Molecule: messenger RNA, 611 nt
Organism: Rubroshorea leprosula
Lineage: Eukaryota; Viridiplantae; Streptophyta; Magnoliopsida; Malvales; Dipterocarpaceae
Source: the annotation of a GenBank genome assembly